AUGAAGCUCGUUCGGUUCUUGAUGAAGAUGAACAAUGAGACGGUGACCGUCGAGCUCAAGAACGGGACGACGGUGCACGGCACCGUGGCCUCGGUGGAUGUCAGCAUGAACACGCAUCUCAAGAACGUCAAGGUAACGCCCAAGGGCAAGAACCCGACCACAUAUGACAGCCUCUCCAUCAGAGGCAACAACAUCCGGUGCUACAUCCUGCCGGAUAACCUCAACCUCGACCAGCUGCUCAUCGACGACGCGCCCAAGCAAAAGCCUGGGAAGGUCAAGGAUGGGGCGAGGGGGCGCGGAAGGGUCUGGAGAUUGGGGUGCUGACCUCUCUAGUUUCUCCGAUAGCCGUCGAUUUUUCUUGGCCUCUGUUGACGGUGGGGUUUGGUCUCAUGUUGGACUCACAGGUUGGCCUUGUUCCUAGAGGCUGGUGUGUCACUUUACCACAAGGCUUGUACGUCGCAAGUUUUAGAAACCAGAGAAAGCGUUAGCUCGCCGGACGUGGCGAAGUGAGGAAACGGAAUUCCGACGGGGUGCUUUUGUUCACCGUUGCCCGUGUGACACGCGAGGUGCUUAUAUCAGGGACUCUUCAAACGUUUGGAUGGUCUUCGUUGGUCCUUGCCCUCGUGUGUCGAUUCUGAUUGAAGUGGUCACCAUCAACUGAUGCCACGGCAUGACUAUUAUUGCCAGAUUUCUGGGUAUGGCUCGUGGGAGAGAAGCUACAGAUGUCAAAACAAAAAAUGUUCGUCCUGCUGUAUGCGUACCUGUUUUUUCUCUCGAAGUGGAGAAGAUGGUGGUUGGGUGUGUGUAGCAAUCUCGCGUUGUGCGGCAAGGGUGUCGGUGUGAAGCGCCAUACUGUCGACUCCGCCUCACUUUCUGAUGUGAGAUGGUUGAGGCGACUAUUCUUGCACGAACCUGACCCCGACAUGUCGGUCAGCACGAGCACCAACGGUCGGCCGGCGCCCGUUGCCUGCGUUGUGUCUUUUUAUUUCGAGUUCUCCACCGCUUAUUGUCAAAUCUCUGUUCAGUUGCUGGGUGUGCUGGCGUUUGCAUUACACCACCGCAGCGCCGUCACGGGGACGGUGGGGUCUACAUCUAUGUUGUCACAUGUUUUGC
Molecule: messenger RNA, 1113 nt
Organism: Ectocarpus siliculosus
Lineage: Eukaryota; Phaeophyceae; Ectocarpales; Ectocarpaceae
Source: the annotation of a GenBank genome assembly